AUGACUUGCUAUGACUCGGUCACCCACAUUCAAAGGUAAGAAAACAGUUUAAAAGUUUGUUGGUGCCUAUAUAGGCUACCGUGGCUGAGGGUUUAGUUUGGGAGGGGCAUUUUUGGAAGUUAUAGGCCUAUGUUUGGCUUGACAAUGACAAUGGAGUAGGCAAAAGCACAAACAGAUCUGGGACCAGGCUAGCAUCUUAGGUCUAUCUAUAGUCAAAGUGAUACAAUUACUGAGAGCAGAAGAUAGGUUUUUAUGCAGAACAUGCAUGUGGGGUUAUGUCAUGUUGUAAUGGAGAUGGAUCACGAUCAUCAGGUGAGCCUCUGUCCGGUCCUCUCCCAUAAUGACAGCCUAUUAUCUCUCACAUGUGAGCAACCAAUUAUGGUAGUAAAUGGUCUUUGACAUUGAUUUUGAGGUUAUCACAUCUCACAGAUCCUGCAUAAAGUCCGUUUUUUUUUUGUUCAUAACAAUCUAAAACGAUUCUAUUUUUGGUGAAAACAUUUGAUGUGAUAUUCUUGAAAUAUGUCACCAAAAUAGUAUAUUUAUACAACAGACUAAAAUAACAUCACUGUAGGCCUAAAACAAAUGUAGUGGCUGCUGUUGCACUUGCAUGACCAUGGGCUCGAGAGGCGGGGUCUGUUAGACCAGAGUUUCCUCUUUCCACCCAUGCAGACUGUUAUAUUUCUCAUAUCCAACAUUGAAUUGCUGGAGCACAACAAACUGUGCAUGCAGCAGACGCUUGAUGUCAAUAUUUUUUGCUCACUGACUGAUACCUGUCAAUUUCGUUGAAAGCUGGAUAAUUAUUUUUUAUCAAACAGAAAUGGGGUCAUGCAAACUUCUGGAGAAUAUGAACAUGACAUUUGGGAAGUGUGAUUUGCAGAUAUAAUAUAAAGUUUGGGAUCGUAGACGAACGAUGUACGGAAUGGGUUCCUUUGCAUAGCCUAAUUUCCGUUUAUGCAUCAGAAAAAAUUUAAUAGAAAAGGUAAAAUGGAGACAUUUACAUUGCAUGAUUUGCUCAUAAACUCCACUAAUCUUUAUAAGAUAUUAUGCGACUUUGGAAUCAAGAAUGUCUCAGAGUGUGAUGAUGAAAGCGAGACGCCGCCGGAACCGAAAGGUAACCAAUCCUAUUGAUAAUCAUAAUUGAUCAUCAUAAAUUGGGGGGAAAUUAAAUUAACAAAAAGUAAAUGUCUAAUUGUACAUAUAUUUUACAUCUAAAUAACUUUGUUUUUAGUGGAGAUAUUGAUGCAAAGUUUUGUAAAAGAUGUAGCCCGUUCUAUUUUGAAGUCAUAAAACUGUUUUAUUUUGAAGUCAUACCACUCCCCAGCCUGUUACACAAACCUUGGGCCAUUUGUUUUUGUUUGUGAAAAUGCAUUUAGCCUCAAAUCAUCCAUAUUUCAAAAUGUUAGCAAUAUUUGUUUCGAUUAUUAUGCGCAACUGCGCGUUGAGAGCGACCCUUUGGACACCCCAAGCCAUGCGUUUACGCGCGGUUGAAGUAGCAUGCGUUCUUUCGGCUCCUCUGCUUGGAUGGAGUGAAUAUCAUUAUUUAAUUGUUUACAUUAAUCAACACAUGACUAGAACUUAGUACCAGGUCAACACGUAGUUGUCUAAUAGGCUACAGUAGGUCUGAGUGUUAAAAUUGACGGAAAUUAGGUCUGAGUGUUACAUUGACGGAAAUUAUAUCUGAAUUAUCAUUGAAAUUAGGCGAAGCUGAUAGGCUGUAAUAUGAAUCUAAUCUUUAAAAUAUGAAAUAUAUAAGAUACAUAACAUGUUGAAUUUUGUGUUGCUAAUUCAAGCACCACAUUUGCACACACUUUUCCCCUGAGUAAUGCAGCCAACCAGAACUGACUCCAACUGAAUUCCAGAUUAAUUGCCUUUAGCCUACUAAUGCUAGCCCUAAAAUAACCCAAGAUGAGUAAUGAACCAUAAUUUAUAUUUACAGUUUUUCUCAAUCGCUUAAAAGCAAUUUUGUGAUCUGUGUUGAAACGUAGCCAAUCUAAAUGUAUGUAUAGGCCUAUACAACAGCAAUGAUCAAGUGCUCAAAUAGCCUACAUUUACAUAACUUCUGAUAAUUUUCUUGCCUUUGUACCUGACUUGCAUAUCUUAGACCAUCUUUUGCAAAACUUUAAAUACAAAUAUCAUCAGUGAAUACAAACUCACUGUUAAGCCUGUGUUUUGUUCACAGAAUAUUAACACAUUGUUUCCAUCAGAAGAGAAAUGUGUACAAUUGUGUUCACUGUUUCCAGCAAUCAGUAAAUGCUACAGCACAACAUUCUUAAAUCACCCCAUCAGUGUCAUACCAUGUACAAUAUACGGAAAGAUCUAGGGAGUGGGGACUGUCUAAUUUGUAAGUAUUUUUUUCUCUCACAAUAUUGCAGAGAUGCAAAGAAUGAAGUUGGGUUACUUCUAAGUAACUUUGGGUUACUCCAAGUCAUCAUCUCCAACAUUGUGACCUUCCAUUAUAGAGCUUUGCUUUAGUGUGGAUUGAGGCCUAUACAUUCAUAUCAGUUGUUUUUUUCCUACGUUGUCUUCACCUUGCCUUAUUUCUAUUGUGUAUUGUGUUUCUGUGCGCCAAUGGUAAGUCAACAAAACUAUGAGCAAACCAGCCUAUGUAUUGAAUACAUGGAAUUGUGAUUGGACCGAUUAAUGAAUCAGGCACACAAUGUGCUUAUUUUUAUGUCAUUUUUUAUCAGGAAUAAUAUUUGAUUUGAUGUGUAUGAAAUUGUUUGGUGAAAUGUGCAUAAAAGGAGAGUAAUUGCCCAUAAUUCUGCACCUUUGGAUAGUUGUACUUCCAAUUUUGAUCAUCAUGAUUUACUGACUGCAAAGAAAACAUAUUGAUCUACUGGGAUUUUUGAAAGAUUGACUAACUUUCUGUUUUGUCUACUUGGACUCAAGAGAUGAUGAAGAUUAUGUUGAUGAUCACGGUGAUGAUGAUGAUAAUGACAAUUAUAAGAACAAUGAUGCUGUCCAUCUUUCUCUCCUCUCUAUAGAUUUGAACCAGACGGUCCGUAUCUUCCUCUACAGCCUCAUCUUCCUGGUCAGCGUGCUGGGUAACAGCCUGAUCAUCGCCGUGCUGGUGAGGAACCGCCACAUGCGCACUGUCACCAACCUGUUCCUGCUCUCCCUGGCAGCCAGCGACCUGAUGCUCUGCCUCUUCUGCAUGCCCUUCACCCUCAUCCCCAACCUCAUGAGGGACUUUGUGUUCGGCUCGGGCAUCUGCAAGGUGGCCAUGUACUUCAUGGGUGAGUCCAGUGGAUGUACUGUACCUGGGCCUGUAUUCACAAAGCAUCUCCGAGGAGGAGUGCUGACCUAGGAACAGUUUAGCCUUUUAGAUCAUAAUGAUUAAGAUUAUAUGGACAGAUCCUAGAGUAGCACUCCUACUCUGAGAUGCUUUGUGGAUAUGGGCCCAGGUCUCCAUGACCAUGUAAUGGGUUUGUCUGUUAGGGAUUUCUUUGGUAUUGCAAUAGGAUGUGUUUACACACUCUUGUCAACUUCUGUGCUGCAUAGUUAAUCGUGGUCUUAUCUUGUUAUGGUCUACUACACUGUUGUCACUCACUUCAAGGGGUCAAGUAAGGUGAGUGAGUACAGUAGGUUCUGUCCACAUAGGAAGAUUCCUAUGGGGGAGGGGGGGGGGGGUUGACUGCAGUGGGCUGUAGCCUAAUAAUGGAAAAUCAACAAAGAAGCAGAUCCCUGAAUCCAUUGAGCCAAUAACACCUCCAUGUUGGCUCUGACCUGGUGCCUGGUGUGAAGAGACACCAAAUAAAGUCAUUUCAUGGCUAUAGCCGUGGCUGCGUUCCCUUGUUGCCUUCCCGCCGCCCGGGCUGUAAACGUACUGGCCCUGUCUCCUGAUUUAAGGAGCCAUUUACUCUGAGCAGAAAGGUCCAGGCCACAAGGCAAUAAGAGGAAGAAAAAGUACAUGGUAGAAGAGUGAUGUUUGUUUUUGACAAGUGUCUCAAUAACUUUACACUCUCAGGCAUAGAAAAAUCAAUAAAUAUAUAUAGUUGAGGAUCCAUUCUUUCGAGCCAUUUAUAGUCAAGGCUGUACUGUUGUCGUGGUUCAUAACUUGUUCAAAAACAUUCCAUUGAACUUUUUUAUGUCUGGAUGUUGUAUGGAUAUAUAGGUCCCAGAUACAGAAUAGCCCUAUGCAUAGCUGUAUUUUCAAGUGCUCUUGUAGUUCAAAUCUUUUUCAACAAUGUUUCCUGCCUGGAUAUUGUAUGGAUAAAUACUAGGUAUAUGCAUUUGUAUUAGCUGGAUUUAUGUUUUAUUAUUGCCUUCGGGAACAUUUUCUACCAUGGUGUUUGUUAGUAGUUAGAUAGUUUGCAGCCUUCCUCUGUCCUGAUCUGUUUGUUCUUGGAUCCGUGUGCGGUGAGAUCACGGCCAUGUCAGUAGAGAUGAAUACCUCAUCUGUCACAGAGUUUAACAUGAAAUACACCGGUACCUCUACGGUAAUGUGCAUUUAAUUAGAGGUGCUGUUGUUAUUAUUACUCUGUAAGUUUGUUAACCUCUACGGGAUCGGUGUUCCGUAUACAGGACAGUUGAGCUAACGUGCGCUAAUGUGAUUAGCAUGACUGUUGUAAGUAACAGCAAACUUUCGAGGACAUAGACAUGUCUUAUAUUGGCAGAAAGCUUACAUUCUUGUUAAUCUAACUGCACUGUCCAAUUUACAGUAGCCAUUACAGUGAAAAGAUACCAUGCUAUUGUUUGAGGAGAGUGCACAACAACAAAAAACGUAUCACGGCAACUGGUUUGAUACAUUCACCUCUGAAGGUAGAUAAUAUACUUAGAUUCAGUAAUCUUGCACUAAUUUGUCAUCCUAAGGGUCCCAGAGAUAAAAUGCAUUAUAGUUUUGUUUGAUAAAAUCCAUUUUUAUAUUCAAAUGUAGGAACUGGGUUCUACAGUUUGAACCCCUGCUGUCUCUGGCUCCACACCCACCCCGCCCGGCCAUCUAGAUGUGUGAAAGUUAGUGUAUAAGCUAAUGACAUUCCUGGGAGUGUGUAAACUUACAUUUUGUAUUACCAUAUCAUUUUUGUAUGUUCUCUAUAGUUAUGUACUUGAAAAUGUAUCAAUUGACCAAUUCGGUACAUUUGGGCAGAUUUUUUUUUUCUUGAUAAAAAAUAGUCCAGUAUUGCAAUGCUUCACUGGAUCAAUCUGAAACUUUGCACACACACCGCUGCCAUCUAGUGGCCAAAAUCUACAUUGCGGCAAAAUUGCAAUAUUAUAUUGUGGCCUUUCUUUUGCAUUGGAACAAAAAAAAUAAUAAAAAAAGUGUUUUUGUUUGUAUUAUCUUUUACCAGAUCUAAUGUGUUAUAUUCUCCUACAUGAAUUUCACAUUACCACAAACUUCAAAGUGUUUCCUUUCAAAUGGUAUCAAGAAUAUGCAUAUCCUUGCUUCAGGACCUGAGCUACAGACAGUUAGAUUUGGGUAUGUCAUUUUAGGCGAAAAUUGAAGAAAAAAAGAAUCAGAUCCUUAAGAAGUUAACUUCCACUGGUUAAUCCUUAAGAGUCUAUGGACGAACCCGUGCGUCAAUCUAGGUAACAUAAUGUUUUGCAUGGGCUGCGACUCAAUCCACCACAUCCACCUAUGUCGGCCCUCCGCAUCUGCGUGGAAGGUGGCUGAGCUACACCGGUGUUUGUCAGACCAUGAGACACCUCACGAAAACGUCUGUAGCGUCUGAACGGUUUCGCCUAAAAAACUAUUAUGACCACUCUAUGGAAAGGGGAGACUCUCCCGAACACGAUGGUGUUCUCCAUUUUGCAAGUGCCAUGGGACUCGUCUGAAGGUAACCCAUACAAACGAAUGGAAGUAUGGAGGUAGUUUUGUGACAACAAAAAUAAGGGGUUAAAUAUGUGAUAUAUUCUAGAUAUAGGACAGACACUUCAAAACCUUAUACCUUAUGAUACAUUUUUUGACUGUAUUUUUUUAACCAUUUAUGAAUGUGUUAUUCAAUGCGUUUCUAUGGGCUUUAGUAGUAAAGGCGAAAUUCAAUAUUUUAUCAAAUAUUUGUUUUAUAUAUAUUCUUUAUACCUAAAGGGGUCCUAAAAUUCUAAAUCAAAUUACUAAAUUAUCCAUGGUAUGAUGAUCUUAAAACAAUUCCGUAUGUUAGCCUAGUGCUCUGUCUCUACACGCUCGUAAAGUACGGAGUAACUUUCUCACUCAUCAUUAUUCACAAUUCAUUCAGGAUUAUCUGUAUCAAGGUAGCAUCCACAUUAAUGUAGAAAUGUUUAGAAGCAUAUUCUAUUCUUAUUUACAAUAAAAGUUACUCCAAAAUGACACGGUACAUUGUCUACCAUUCAUUUCUAUUGGGCACAAAAUAAUCUGAAACACAACCAAAACAAAGAGCAAAUGCAUCCAACAAAUGUGUAGUUACAAGCUUGAUGUAGUCAUUGCAUGCUAUGAAUGUGGGACCAAAUAUGUAACUUUUUACUACUUUAAUACACAUAAGUGAAUUUGUCCCAAUACUUUUGCUCCCCUAAAAUGGGGGGACUAUUACAAAAAGUGCUGUAAUCUCUAAACGGUUCACCCGAUAUGGAUGAAAAUACCCUCAAAUGAAAGCUGACAGUUUGCGCUUUAACCUCCAUAGUCAUUGUUUGAUUUCAAAUCCAAACGUUUGGAGUAUAGAGCCAAAAGAAGAAAAAAUGCUUCACUGUGCCAAUAAUUAUGGAGGGCACUGUAUAUACCAUGAUAUUUGAAGAAUAUAACUUAUAAAUUCCUCAUUAGCUUAGUUCAACUGUUGGACCCCAACAUAACCCAAAAUAUAAACGUGUUUUAUUCCAUUGUUUGUAAACAAUGUAAUUGUAAACAAAUACUGUAUAGCCUCAAAACAUAGUUAACGUUUUUAUGUUGCUAUCAUGGAUGGUCAUCCAUAACUCUGUCUAUAAAUUUGAGAGUGGUUACAUUUUUCCAGCCCUAUCCCUCAGCUGUUUACCAAAACAGCGGCAGGGUGCCUGCUUUCUUAUUGUUUGAACUGCAGAUUGCCCCUUGAAUUGUGACCUUAACCUGGUCUGGCAAGCCUCCAAAUCACAUUCACAUUAGGCUGCAUUAGGAUACUACAUAUCUACGACACUGUUACAUAUUUCUAUAUUACUACACUGUAACAUUUUACAUACAUAUUUACUACACUGUAACAUAUUUAGCCGUACAAAAUCACAGCAUUACAACAUGCUAAUGUAGGCUACAUUCUUGUCUGUUAUCGAUCUAUUAAUCAGAAUCUAUACUCACUCAUGUGGUAUGAAGGACCGUUAUCCGUCGUCAUCCCUCCAGGUAUCUCGGUGAGCGUCUCUACCUUCAACCUGGUGGCCAUUUCUCUGGAGCGCUACAGUGCCAUCUGCAACCCCUUGACCUCCCGUACCUGGCAAACCAAGUCCCAUGCCGCCAAGGUCAUCUCUGCCACCUGGGUGGUGAGCUUCCUGCUCAUGCUGCCCUACCCCAUCUCCAGCACCCUGGUGCCCUUCACCCGGGUCAACAACAGCACGGGCAACAUGUGCCGCCUGGUCUGGCCCAGUGAUGUCAUCCAGCAGUCCUGGUGAGAGGAGAGAUACUUUAGAGAUACUUUAAGGUGGGCAGACGAGUGCCAUCACAAAGAGAGGUUUCAACUGUUGUAUAGAAUUCAAUGAUUUGUUUGUCUGUUAGAUGAUAUGUACUUAGCAAUGAUGAGGUAGGUAAUUGUUGAGCUUAGAGAGCUGUUCUCUGUAAGGUCAGAUCACUUUGAUACACUGAAUGCACACUUACCUGCUUUUGACCAAUCUGGUGACCCCAUGGACCUGUUGUUCCUCCCAGGUAUGUGUCCCUGCUGCUGCUCCUCUUCCUGGUCCCUGGGAUCGUGAUGAUGACAGCCUACGGGCUCAUCUCCCUUGAGCUCUACAGGGGCAUUAAGUUUGAGAUGACCAACAGGAAGUCCAGCAAAGGUACGUUUACCUCAACUGACCUCUUGAAAAAGUGCAGCUCUGGCCAUAUCAUGUUAUCUAUGUUUUGUGGCAUCCUUAUUGGCAAUUAUUUACAAUUGGCUAAUCUUUGGUAAAUACAAUUUGUACAGGGACAUUAUUCAUGUAUAUGUUUAAGAUCUGUCACAGAUAUGAUUUCCUUAUCAUUGGUAUAUUCACCUUUAUCACUUGUAAUUGUUAUUUAGGGAAAUACCAUUUUCGUUCAUGUUCAUUUGUAUUCAUAUCUGCUGUUAUGAUCCAUCACAGAGAGACAGUGCAGCACGGGCAGCAUCAAACCCGGCGACAACGACGGCUGCUACCUCCAGCCCACCAAGAAGAAGAAGGGUGAGCUCGCCCACCUCCAGAGCCCUCUGUCGACCCACAGUCCUAACGUGACCAUCAAAAUCAGAGACAGCACGGGCAGCGCUAGCGCAAAGUCCACGCUGAGCCGUGUGUGCAGCAACAGCUCCACCUCUAACCUGAUGGCUAAGAAGCGUGUGAUCCGCAUGCUCCUGGUCAUCGUCUGUCUCUUCUUCCUCUGCUGGACACCCGUGUUCGCCGUUAAUGCCUGGAGGGCCUUCGACCGCCGCUCUGCCGACAAGCUCCUCUCGGGGGCGCCGAUAUCCUUCAUCCACCUGUUGUCGUACACCUCGGCUUGUGCCAACCCAAUUAUAUACUGCUUCAUGAAUAAGCGUUUCCGCCAAGGGAUUCUGUCCACCUUCACAUGCUGUAGCUUCCCCAAAGGUGGUGGGGUUGGGAGGGGGGCUGGGAGUAGGAUGGGGACGGGGACGGGGAGAGGGGGAGGAAGAGGAGGGAUGAGGAGCAGAGAGGAGAAUGGGCACACGCCAUUGAGUGGUAACAGCACGCGCUUCACGUACAGUAGUAUCCGUGGCUCCGCUCAGGCUUAG
Coregonus sp. 'balchen' is the source of this 8822-nucleotide messenger RNA. The record is from the annotation of a GenBank genome assembly. Lineage: Eukaryota; Metazoa; Chordata; Actinopteri; Salmoniformes; Salmonidae.